AGCUCAUACUAGCAAGAACCUAAGCUAGGCUGUUUUUUCAUUAUUUUUAUUUUCAUUUCUUUUUAUAUUUAAAAUCUUGAAGAUACCUUGCCUCUCCUGCAACCGCCUUAUCUCUCUCUUUCCUUGCUCUCUUCUCUAAAUACAAAGGCUUUACAAAGCUAAAAGAGAAGCGUUUUAAUGCCUACCAACCGCCUUUAAGCUCUUACCUUUCUUAAAAAUCUUGUAGCUAAAAGGGUUUUUAUUUCUUUGUUUCCCAAACUAAGAAGCAUAGAAGUUUCAGUUUUCUUUCAUCUUUUUUUUUCCCUUCUGUUUCAUUAAAGGAUGAAUAAACAAGAUGUCAUGAAGUUUCAGACUUGGGUUCUGAAAGUUAACAUACAGUGUAGCUGUGAUGGGUGUAAGCAGAAAAUAAGGAAACUAUUGCAGAAAGUUGAUGGGGUGUAUACCACUAGUAUAAAUGCUGAGCAAGGGAAGGUAACAGUGACUGGUAAUGUUGAUCCGGUUAUACUCAUUAAGAAGCUGCAGAAGUCAGGGAAACAUGCACAGCUACUGGGAGGGGCUCAAAAGGGUCCAAACAAUUUCCCAAACCAGCUAGCCAACCAGUUCAAGAACAUGAACUUGGAUGGUGGCAAAGGUGGGAAAGACAACAAAUCCCAAAAGGGUGGGGGUGGUGGUGGUGGUGGUGGUGGUGGUGGGAAUAACCAGCAGAAAGGUGGGCAGCAAUUUACACACCAACAGAUACAGCAAAUGAUGAUGCAAGGGUUUAACCCUUCCAAAGACCAGAAAUCUGUGAAGUUUCAGUUGCCUGAGGAUGAUUUAGAUGGAAGUGAUGAUGAUUUUGAUGAUGAGUUCGAUGAUGAAUUUGAUGAUGAGUUCGAUGAUGAGUUUGAUGAUGAUUUUGAUGAUGAGGAAUUUGGUCAUGGACAUGGCCAUGGGAAAGGGAAUCAGCAAAUGCAAAACAAGAUGGUAGCUAUGGGGGGAAAAGGGCCAAAUGGCAUGAUUAAUGGCCUUGCCAUGAAUGGUAAGAAAGGAGGUGGUGGUGGUGGGGAUAAUGGUAAGAAAGGAGGAGGUAUUGAUAUGCCUAUGUUAAUGAAAGGCAUGGGGGAUUUUGAAGGUGGGAAGCAUGGUAAUGGAGGAAAGAAAGGAGGUGGUGAAAAGAACAAAGGAGGGAAAGGAAAAAAUGGGGAAGGAGAUAAAAAGAGUGGUAAAAAAGGAGGUGGUGGUGGUUUGCUUGGAUUUUUCAAGAAGGAUAAAGGUGAAAAAGAUUUUUCAAGUACGGGUAAAAAUGAAUGGGAUGGUAGUGGUGGUAAAAACAAAGGUUCCCACAAUGGAAAUGGAGGCAAUGGUGGUGGUGGAAACAAUAAUGGCAAUGGAGCUAAAAAGGGUGGAGGCAAAAAUGGUGGUGGUGGGGGCCAUGAGAUGAUGAACAAAAUUAAAAGUGGUGGGUUUCAAGACAUUGAUGUUAUUAAUAAUGGCAAAGGAGGUGGGGGUGGGGGUGGGGGUGGUGCCGCCGGCGGCGGUAAGAAUAUGGGGCAGAUGGGCCAAAUGGGUGGUCAGAUGGGUCACAUGGGUUCAAUGGGUGGUCAGAUGGGUUAUAACAUGGGCCAAAUGGGAAACCAUCCGAUGAACCAGAUGAGUAAUUUUGCUGCAGUGCAAGGACUACCAGCAGCAAUGAAUAAUGGUGGUGGGUAUUAUCAAGGGAUGGGACCAGGAAAUCCUUAUAAUCAGCCUCAAUAUAUGGCAGCCAUGAUGAUGAACCAACAACGUGCAAAUGGAGGGAUGUAUCCACCCAUGAUGUAUGCUCAUCAACCAUAUCCCCAACCAAAUUAUGGACCUCCACCCAUGCAUCCACCCCCAUCUGAAUCUUAUGCUCAUUACUUCAGUGAUGAAAACGCAAACAGCUGUAGUAUCAUGUAAAAUUUUCCCCAUUUUAGUGCCAUUUUCUCCCUUCUUUGCUUUUGGGUUUUUCUUUUUAGGGUGCUUUUUAUACAUGCUUUGCGAGGUUCAAGAAGACAUUUGCUUAUGUUUUUCUUGCCAAUGGAAAAUGUUUAGUUUUCCCUAUAGUCAUUCCCCAAACAGUCUUUGGGUCACUAUGUAGAAGAGAAGUGUAGUUAAAGUUUGAGGGAUAUAUAAUGAAGUAUAUAUAGUUGCUUUCUCAAAAGAUGUACCAAAUGUAGGUUUUUAUGUAUUGUUGGUUUCAAAUAUAAAAAAGAACAUGGUUGGGCAUCAA
Messenger RNA from Gossypium raimondii (Peruvian cotton), 2227 nucleotides. Its product is annotated as heavy metal-associated isoprenylated plant protein 34. NCBI's taxonomy places the organism in Eukaryota, Viridiplantae, Streptophyta, Magnoliopsida, Malvales, Malvaceae. The coding region runs from base 322 to 1914 and encodes 530 amino acids. The transcript has 3 exons. Gene Ontology annotation, molecular function: metal ion binding. The record is from RefSeq and is a predicted model, not a curated record.